Spirometra erinaceieuropaei is the source of this 843-nucleotide messenger RNA. The record is from the annotation of a GenBank genome assembly. Lineage: Eukaryota; Metazoa; Platyhelminthes; Cestoda; Diphyllobothriidea; Diphyllobothriidae.
AUGACGACAUCCGCCCUGGUGGAUCGCACCUCCUACGAUAUCACCAAUGAAGUCUCUGAGGCACAAAAGCUCAGCGUCUCUGCUUGCGAUGUCAACAAGUUCGGCGACAGCGAUCUCAAGAAUGCAGGACCCCUGGCUACAGCCAAUAGUCUCCAGUGGCUAAAAACCUCCAUCUGUGACCUCUCAUUUUCGACCAAUGAUUCCGAAAAUGACGGCCUCAAAACAGUCACCGUGCCAAGUGUUGCCGUCAGAAGACAGACUCCCUUGCUGGUUAAUCCGCCUCGGCUUGCCCGACGGUUUGCUGACUGUGAACUGACAGGGGACUGCCAGGUCUCAGAGGCCUCCGAUGUGGAGGAGCUGAAGAAGGAAAUACGCCGGAAGUCACAAAGCGCGGCCCUGACCCCUCUGCCAGUGGAGGGUUCGGAGACCAACAGCGAGCUCAAGGGAGAUCAACAGAAGAAGGUACAUUUGGAGAGCAGACUCUGGAAGUUUAAGUUGUUUAGCCACUUGAAGAUAAGUUUAAAGAAAUCUCGCUCGAACACUGCCAAUGGACAUCCCGGUGAUAACGUAGAGAGAACGAACACGAAACUGCAGAUGGAAGAUGAUGAAAUGGAAGUGACGGAGACGGAACAGAUGACUGACGACCGACGUCCAGAUCCGGAUGAAUUGUCCACGAUAUCCGACUCUGCGGGAUCCAAACCGAAAACAACUAGGAGCACCUUGAACUUCCGUCCGAAGGCUGACAUAUUUCACCUACUCAACAACAUGAAGAAUCACCUGCUAGUGCGUCGUCCAUCCUUCUUUUCUGUUAGCGAGAGCUCCAUAGACAGCACCUGUACCUGA